Messenger RNA from Electrophorus electricus (electric eel), 1500 nucleotides. NCBI's taxonomy places the organism in Eukaryota, Metazoa, Chordata, Actinopteri, Gymnotiformes, Gymnotidae. The record is from RefSeq and is a predicted model, not a curated record.
UAUGUGCACACCUUCAGACAAACAUUCACCAAGCAAGCCUAUCCAUACUUCUAUAAUGUUUGUCCUGCUAUGAGGGUGUUACCAGAAUAGGCUGCAACCACUAAGGACAUUAUGCUAGUGUAAUGGAAAAAAGGAACCUAGUCUAUUGAAAAUGAACACAUUUCUACUUGAUCAUCAUUUCAACAAGGGUGCACCGUGAGAUAACAUUUAUUAUGGUAAUUAUGGAUGGCCUUUUCACACUUGGCCAAAGUUUUUGCUUUCGGCUCAGUUUUCCAUUGCUCUGAGGUUGUCUGCUUGAAGGAUUCAAACCUAGUUUAAAGCAUCAAGGGUUCUUUGGAAGUUCAGCAGAAAAUGGAAGAGAGGAAGCUGUGUGUGAGUGAAUGCUUGUGUGUAAUGCCAUUUUCUAUGUUGAGUGUAUCUCUUUGAUGUACUCUGGAGAGCUGAAGUUUGAGAAGAGGACCAUGUCUGCUCAGGUGGAGGGGGGUGUUCAUGGCCUGCACUCUGAUUUUCUGAUCCUGCCUGGCUUCAUUGACUUUACCUCAGAUGAAGUGGAUCUGACCUCUGCUCUGACCCGGAAGAUAACCCUGAAGACGCCGCUUAUUUCCUCCCCCAUGGGUACUGUGACUGAAUCCUCCAUGGCCAUCGCUAUGGCUCUCAUGGGCGGUAUUGGGAUCAUCCAUCACAAUUGCACCCCAGAGUUCCAAGCAAAUGAAGUCCGGAAAGUUAAGAAAUUCGAGCAGGGCUUCAUCACGGAUCCGGUGGUGAUGAGUCCACAGCACACGGUCGGAGAUGUGUUUGAGGCCAAGGUGCGACACGGCUUCUCUGGAAUCCCUGUCAGAAACGGCAAGAUGGGCAGCAAGCUUGUGGGAAUCGUGACGUCACGAGACAUUGACUUCCUCUCAGAGAAGGACUAUGACCGGCUGUUGGAGGAGGCAAUGACAAAGAGGGAAGAUUUAGUGGUUGCACCAGCAGGUGUUACACUCAAAGAGGCCAAUGACAUCCUGCAGUGCAGCAAAAAAGGUAAACUGCCCAUUGUGAACGACAGUGAUGAGCUGGUGGCUAUAAUUGCUCGCACUGAUCUGAAGAAGAACAGAGACUACCCUCUGGCCUCUAAAGACUCCCGCAAACAGCUGCUGUGUGGCGCUGCCAUCGUUACCCGUGAGGAUGACAAGUACCGGCUGGACCUGCUCGUGCAGGCAGGAGUGGAUGUGGUGGUGCUGGACUCAUCUCAGGGAAACUCAGUGUUUCAGAUCAGCAUGAUUAACUACAUUAAACAGAAGUAUCCUGAGCUCCAGGUGGUGGGGGGGAAUGAGCUGCCGAGGCUGCUUCGAUCUGUGGCGGGACACACCGCACCUGCUCUCCCACUGUCCCGCUAGCCCUCUGAUUGCUUAGCCAGAACAGGCGCAGGUGCCACAGCUUCGGCGGGACGGUCUUCCUUCCGCGGGCCUCCGUGCCUGUGGGACUGCCGGCGCGCUCCUUGGAGACUCAUUGUUGCUAGGU